Eruca vesicaria subsp. sativa (arugula) is the source of this 1308-nucleotide messenger RNA. The record is from the annotation of a GenBank genome assembly. NCBI's taxonomy places the organism in Eukaryota, Viridiplantae, Streptophyta, Magnoliopsida, Brassicales, Brassicaceae.
AUGGCAGAACAAGAAUCAGACAAGAACAUCGAGAUCUGGAAAAUCAAGAAACUAAUCAAAGGCCUAGAAUCCGCAAGAGGCAACGGAACAAGCAUGAUCUCACUCAUAAUGCCGCCACGUGACCAAGUGGCACGUGUCACCAAGAUGCUCGCCGACGAAUACGGAACCGCUUCAAACAUCAAGUCCCGAGUCAACCGCCAAUCAGUCCUCUCCGCCAUCACUUCAGCACAGCAAAGACUCAAACUUUACAACAAAGUCCCACCAAACGGCCUCGUCCUCUACACAGGCACCAUCGUCACAGACGACGGUAAAGAGAAGAAAGUCACUAUAGACUUUGAGCCUUUUAAACCCAUCAACGCCUCUUUGUAUCUUUGUGAUAAUAAGUUCCACACUGAGCCUUUGAAUGAGCUUUUGGAGAGUGAUGAUAAGUUUGGGUUUAUUGUGAUGGAUGGGAACGGGACUUUGUUUGGGACGUUGAGUGGGAAUACAAGAGAGGUUUUGCAUAAGUUUACUGUUGAUUUGCCUAAGAAGCAUGGGAGAGGAGGACAGUCUGCGUUGCGGUUUGCUAGGCUUAGGAUGGAGAAGAGGCAUAACUAUGUGAGGAAAACAGCUGAGCUUGCUACACAGUUUUAUAUCAAUCCAGCUACGAGUCAGCCUAAUGUCUCUGGUUUGAUACUCGCUGGCUCGGCGGAUUUCAAGACGGAGUUGAGUCAGUCUGAGUUGUUUGAUCCUCGUCUUCAGGCUAAGAUAUUGAAUGUGGUUGAUGUUUCUUACGGAGGGGAGAAUGGUUUCAACCAGGCUAUUGAGCUCUCUGCGGAGAUUUUGUCAAACGUGAAGUUUAUUCAGGAGAAGAAGUUGAUUGGGAAGUACUUUGAGGAGAUUAGUCAAGACACAGGGAAGUAUGUUUUUGGGGUUGAUGAUACUUUAAAGGCGUUAGACAUGGGUGCUGUUGAGACACUUAUUGUGUGGGAGAAUCUUGAUAUCAAUAGGUAUGAGUUGAAGAACAACACCACAGGGGAGAUAGUGAUUAAGCAUUUGGGGAAGAAUCAGGAGAAUGAUCAAGGGAAUUUCCAUGAUGCGGAGAGCAAUGCGGAGUUGGAAGUUGUGGAGAAGAUGCCUCUGCUUGAAUGGUUUGCUAAUGAGUAUAAACGUUUUGGUUGUACGCUUGAGUUUGUGACUAAUAAGUCACAAGAAGGGUCGCAGUUCUGUAGAGGUUUUGGUGGGAUUGGUGGGUUGUUGAGGUACCAGCUUGAUAUGAGGACUUUUGAUGAGUUAUCAGAUGGUGAAGUGUAUGAAGAUUCUGAUUAA